CCGAAAAACACCUCGGGCAUUUGAAACUAACUCACUUGUCUUUGUAAUUAAGCAGACACAAUCGACUGGCAAGCUCGACUCUGGCAUGCGCGGGCCCUAUCGUGUGGUCAAAGCACUUCCCCACGACCGAUAUGAGCUACAGCUGUUGACGGGCUCCUACGGUAAAUCUACACAAGCUGCGGCUCAGUACAUGAAGCCGUGGCGCGGGGAGUGGACUCCGGAGACAUGCGCUGCUUACUUUGAAAACGCAGAUAGCAAUGAUGAGGAGGUAGAGUUCACGCCUGAGCGAGCUGCCACGCAUGAUGUGCAUCCUAGAGGCGAGGGGAUGACCGAGCCUGUACCCGGCACCUCUGGAGCCACGGAGCCGCUCCGAAUCCAGGAAGAGGAAGACGAGGACGUCCUCCAGUCAGGAGAGGCCGUGUUAGAGGAGUAGUGACAGAUCUCGUGAUAAUGGCGGGAACACGAGUGGGCGGAGCCUGCUGUCUAUAUAAGCGCUUGCAACCGCAGUUCGCGCCUUUUCUCGUCGAGCUCACUUGGCAAGGGGAACCUCUGCCCGUUUGAAUGGUCGAACUGCCUUUUUGUUGAAUAUUAAUUUCGCGUGUAAUUAAAUUUUAAUGUGAUUUGUUUCGUUAUUAAAAAGUUGGUAAUUUUGUUUUAGUUUCCGUUAAGUUUGUAUUUUUGUAACAAUUAAUAAAUAAGUGUGGUUUGUGUUUUUUUUUAUUUAGUUCCAUUUUUGAUUUCCUAAAAGUAU
This is a messenger RNA of Spodoptera frugiperda (fall armyworm), 751 nucleotides long. RefSeq lists its product as uncharacterized. The transcript is spliced from 2 exons. Bases 86 to 433 code for a protein of 115 amino acids. The record is from RefSeq and is a predicted model, not a curated record. Lineage: Eukaryota; Metazoa; Arthropoda; Insecta; Lepidoptera; Noctuidae.